Messenger RNA from Triticum aestivum (bread wheat), 1758 nucleotides. RefSeq lists its product as uncharacterized. The record is from RefSeq and is a predicted model, not a curated record. Bases 178 to 1668 code for a protein of 496 amino acids. NCBI's taxonomy places the organism in Eukaryota, Viridiplantae, Streptophyta, Magnoliopsida, Poales, Poaceae. The transcript is spliced from 4 exons.
ACCAAAAAUUCCCAAUCUCCGGUGGCUCCUCACCGCCGGCUCUUCCACGGACGAAGCGCUCUCGCCGCUGGGGACCUCCUCCCGCGCGCCGGCAGCGUUGCGGAGAAGCCUCUCCGCCCCCAGCCCACCGCGGUGUCACCCUCAUCGUCUCCCAGGAAGCCCGCCUCGCCGCUGCCGAUGGUCGCCGCGCAGGAGCCGAGGGAGGAGUGCCCGCCGGACCUCAGGAGCGGGCUCUUCAGCGCCGACGACUCCCGCACGUGCAGCCCCAAGCAACUGGACGACGAAGAUAGGCUCAGCGCUCUCACUGAUGAUAUUUUACUGACUAUCUUGGGGAGAGUCAGUUCACUUGUGGCUACAAGGACAAGUGUGCUCUCUACACGGUGGAGGCGUCUGCCUUGGUUGCUGCCUGAACUCAGCAUCGAUGUCCAGGAUUUCCUAUCCGCCCCUUUCGCUGACCUUGUUGAGGCAAAUGAUAUGGAACAAGCCAUGGCGUCUUUGACCAAAGCAACCAGGAGUUUGUUGGAUAAACAACAGAGAGGAUACCCUAUCUCAAGUUUGUGCCUUAACCUCUAUUUGAUCAACACUUUCCUUUGCGAAGUUGGCCCACUGUUAGGUGAUGCAAUCGACAGUGAUUUGUUGAAAGAUUUGGAUCUCGGCAUUCUUGAUGAGACACGGAGUCUCGACCGUAGUGACGAAGAGAUGCAACAGAGAACUCAAGACAUAGAUGAUUUUUUCACUGCCCACCCUAGUGUGCUCCACUGCCUCACAAGGCUCUUUCUAAAAAAUGUAGGCUUUGACAAAUUGGACAUGCACCGUGUCCUGUUUGACUGCUGCAAGCAACUUAAGCAUCUAACCCUUUAUUAUUGUGAUACUGGUUCCUACUCUGUCUUUAAGAUUGAUGCACCAGGCUCAAAACUCUGUGUUCUUGAAAUUGAGAAGUGUCGCUUUCUGAGAAUCGACCUUGUCUGCCUCCCUAAAUUGGAGAAGCUCUUUUGCGAGUCUUGGAUAUCUCGGCCUGCCCCGUUGACCUUUGGUUUUGUCCCAGCACUUGGGCAAUUAAUACUCUCAUGUGGUUCAGUUUGUGAGGAACACAUAUUUAAAUUAAGUGAGCUUCUACAUGGAGUAACAAGCAUACACACUCUCACAUUGGAUUUCCAAGGUGAAACCCUUUGGUUGGAACCUGAAAUGGAGGAACUCCGCACCUCAUUCAGCAAGCUAAGGAAGCUGUACGUACGUGGUAUAUUUGUUGAAUUUGACAUUUCAUGGACAACGGCCUUUCUUGUAGCAGCACCAUCUGUCGAAAUGUUACAUAUUGAGGUAUGGGAGCAUACAUGCGAUGUGGGUGAGGCCAGACCCGCUUCCUACCUUGACAGAAGGAGUCCAAAGUGGGAAAUGCACUUGGAUAGCAGCUCCGAGAACAAGCUUCUGAAAGAGCUAGAAUUCGCUGGAUUUAAAUCGCAAGAACAACAAUUUACAUUUAUAAGGUCCAUGUUGGAGCGAUCUCGCAACUUGCAAAAGAUAGUUCUGAGAGAUGAGGAGCAGUGCGGUGACUGCGACACCCUUGAGGCACCUCGUCCUUCGAGAUUUCCACAUAAGGAGGAGCAAGAAGUGGUCGUUAAGCGGAUUAGAGAUGGCAUGUUCUCGCCGGAGAUAAUUUUUCACAAAUAAGGAGAGAUGACAUAUCUCAGGCCAAAUAGUUUUUGAUACUUCUUAUAAGUUGUAAGAAACAGUUUGUAUGCUCCAUGCCCUGUCACUUAA